GGACAUCUGUGCCGAGGCGAGAGGCGAGAGAGGUUGCAUGAUUUCAGUGAAACGGCUCCAAAGGAGAGUCAGCAGUUUUACAAGGCGCAGAGCCAUUAAGGAGACUUAAUUGUACUUUAUUUUGUUAGGUUUUGCAACAACCCUUUGACAAGGUGUGCUUGUCGCCAUGACCGCCGUGUCUCUACUCUUUUUGACCGUUUCGGCCGCUGCUGUCCUGGCUGAGUCUAAUGUGUAUUUCCGAGAGCAAUUUGAAGACGGGGAUGCCUGGAAGAGUCGCUGGAUGGAAUCCAAGCACAAGACGGAUUAUGGCCAAUUUGUCCUGACUGCGGGGAAGUUCUACGGCGAUGCGGAGAAGGACAAAGGUUUGCAGACAAGCCAGGACGCCCGCUUCUACGCUCUGUCUUCACGCUUCGAUGACUUCAGCAACCAAGGCCAGCCUCUUGUCAUCCAGUUCACCGUGAAGCACGAGCAGAACAUCGACUGCGGUGGUGGAUACGUCAAAGUGUUCCCCUCUGGCCUCAAACAGGAGGAGAUGCAUGGGGACUCAGUCUACAAUGUCAUGUUUGGUCCUGAUAUUUGUGGCCCUGGCACAAAGAAAGUCCAUGUAAUCUUCAACUACAAAGGAAAGAACCAUUUGGUUAACAAAGAUAUCCGAUGCAAGGAUGACGAAUUCUCUCACUUGUACACACUUAUCGUCAACCCUGACAACACGUACGAGGUGAAGAUAGACAACAAAAAGGUUGAGUCUGGCAGCCUGGAGGAGGAUUGGGACUUCCUGCCUCCCAAAAAGGUUAAGGACCCUGAAGCCAAGAAGCCAGAAGAUUGGGAUGACCGAGAGAAAAUUCCCGACCCUGACGAUACCAAACCAGAGGGCUGGGACAAGCCUGAAAACAUUCCAGAUCCCGAUGCCAAGAAACCAGAUGACUGGGAUGAUGAAAUGGAUGGAGAGUGGGAGCCUCCCAUGAUCACUAACCCAGAAUACAAGGGUGAUUGGAAGCCCAAAGAGAUCAGCAACCCUGCUUACAAGGGAAAGUGGGUCCAUCCUGAGAUAGACAACCCGGAGUACACCGCUGAUUCUGAGAUCUACAAAUAUGACAGCAUUGGUGUGAUCGGACUGGACCUGUGGCAGGUGAAAUCAGGCACCAUCUUUGACAACUUCCUCAUCACUAACGACCCCAAACUGGCGGAGCAGGUUGGCGACGACACUUGGGGCAAAACUAAGGAUGCAGAGCAAAAGAUGAAAGAAAGCCAGGACGAGGAGGAGCGGAAGAACCGUGAGGAAGAAGACAAGCAAAACCGAGAUGAGGCAAAGGAUGAAGAGGAGGAAAAAGAAGAAGAAGAUGACGAUGAAGAUGAUGAUGAGGGGGACGGUGAGGAUGAGGAGGAAAAUGAUGAGGAUGAUGAUGAAGACACAGAGUCCCCCAUGAAGGAUGAGUUAUAAACAAUUUCAAUGCAAGGAGAAGUUUCAAGAAUGGACUGUCUGUGAACCACUGGAAGCAGGCUGAAGACUCAUGUUUGUGGGAGGGUUGUUUGUUUACAAUUUAGGGUUAAAAAUUGCAAA
Entelurus aequoreus (snake pipefish) is the source of this 1561-nucleotide messenger RNA. It is a transcript of the gene calr, whose product is annotated as calreticulin. Gene Ontology annotation, biological process: protein folding. The transcript is spliced from 9 exons. Gene Ontology annotation, cellular component: endoplasmic reticulum; endoplasmic reticulum membrane. The record is from RefSeq and is a predicted model, not a curated record. Gene Ontology annotation, molecular function: calcium ion binding. NCBI's taxonomy places the organism in Eukaryota, Metazoa, Chordata, Actinopteri, Syngnathiformes, Syngnathidae. The coding region runs from base 167 to 1441 and encodes 424 amino acids.